UUAUAACACAAUAUAUUUUCGAAGGAACUGCCGUCUUUUUGCAAACAUUUUAUUUUUGGCAAAACAGACGAAAAUGAAUGUCAACCAUUCUGCCACAAAUAUCCAUGUGUAAAUUAUACGUACAAAAUGCAUAGUGAAGUUAAACAGUCAACGAAAUACCUUUGACAAUUGCUGUUGUCAGAUUUGAAAAUACACAAUGUGGCACGAAGCAAGAAGACAGGAGAAGAAAAUCCGAGGAUUGAUGGUUGAUUACAAGAAGCGUGCACAAAGACGCAGGGAGUUUUAUGAAAAAAUUAAAGCUGAUCCAGCCCAGUUUGUGCGUGUGUUUGGGCAGACAUGUAAAAUAAACCUGGACCCAGCCAUCUCCAUAGCCGCAGAGAGCCCGCAAACUAUGAUGCCAUGGCAGGAUGAUAAGAGCAACAUGAUAGACAGGUUUGACGUGCGAGCCCAUCUGGAUAUUAUGCCUCCCGAGAAGUCCUACCCAAUCAAGUUGACAAAAGAUGAGGAAAAAGAGGAUCGGAAGGCCAACUACGAGCGAUACAGAAUCCUGGUGGAAAAUGAGUGUGGGGGAUUGUCUGAGGAGCAGGCCCUACACCAGCUGUAUCUGGAUGAACAGUUUGGGGCCAUCAGCAAGGACGGGGAAGAAGAGAAAAACAAGUUGAAAGAUAAGAAGGCAGCUAUUGGCUACACGUACGAUGACAGUACGGAGGGUCCAUCUAAAGACAAGGGCAGCGAUGAGUCCGAGAGCGAAGAAGAGGAUAUUGAGACUUUUGACCUAGAUGUGGUGUUGGAUGUGGACACCCUGACAGACGAACAGAUUGGGGAGCUGAACUUGUGUGGUAUUCAGUUUGGAAUGGGAAAGAAAGAUUACGUCAAGUACCUGCGAAGGGACAAGGAUGAACAAGAAGCCAUCAGAGAGGCCAAACAGUUAGAGGAAGAAAAGGCUCAGUUCGCUGGUCGGAAGUCUCGCAGGGAGCGACGAAUGUUCAAGGAGAAGCGCCUUGCUGGAAGAAAACUCAGCCCACCCAGUUAUGCAGCCAGAAGCAGCCCGAAAUAUGAGCCGUACAGAAGGUCGACGUCCCGUUCUCGAUCUCGGUCCCACAGCCCGCCCCGUAGGCGACGGAAGAAGUACAUCACAAGCUUCGGCGGGAAUGAGAGUGAUGAGGGUGAGGGGGUGGUUCAGGGCCCUGCCCUACCCCCUGGCUUCGGCGCUCAGUCAGAUAGUACGAACACAAAGCCAGACGCUUCAUGUGAGUCUAAAGCCAGACCAGAGACACUGAGACAGCGAUUAAGAAAGUCACUCACACCAGAGGGCUCUGUCUCACCUAGGACGAAGGACAUUGAGUAUCUUUCAAAAACUUCACGGUCAAGGUCACGAGACAGGAAAUCUGGGCGCUCCAGGUCAGAUGACAGGAAAUCUGGUAGGUCAAGGUCACCUAGGAGUUCAAGGUCUAGAAGGUCAAGAUCUAGAGAAAGGUUUUCCAGGGAUAGAUACUCGAGGGACAGGAGGUCACGAGAUAGGUUAAGGAGGUCAAGGUCACGGGGAAGGAGAUCUAGGUCAAGGGACAGAAUUCGCAGGUCAAGGUCACGAGAUAGAAGCAGGCGGUCAAGAUCUAGAGAUAGGUGGCGAAGGUCAAGGUCACAUGAUAGGGCUCGAAGGUCACGAUCUCGAGAUAGGAGGAGGUCGUAUUCAAGGAGAUCUAGGUCAAAAAGCCGUAGAUCAAAAUCGAGAAGUAGAUCAAGAAAAAUAUCUAGGUCAAGGUCACGAACGAAGGAGGACAACAAUAGGUCAAGAAAGUCGAGAAGUAAAUCAUCAUCUUCUAGAGCAAGUUCUAAGUCUUCAAGACGAUCUGCUUCCAAGUCAAAGUCGCCAGUAAAGGUGGUGAGAUCGUACAGACGGGAGGCAACCCCCAGCAGUUCUGACCUUAGUGAAGAUGAAAGCAAGGCGACUAGCGACAAGUCUUCUGACAAAUCUCCUGCCUCUCAAACAGGGGCGGGUCGUGGUCUGGUGCCGUACGGUAAACCUUCCAGCAUAUCUCAAGUGAAAUUGACACCGCAAGAGCGCCUCAAGAAGAGAAUGCAGAUCGCGCUGAGUAAACAAUACAAGGCAGAUAAGAAGGCCGAAGUCCAGAGACAUGAAAAGAUGGAGCAAGAAAAACUGGAUCGUGAAGAGGAGUUGAGGCUGCGUGCAAUGGAGAUGCGGCGUCGUGAGCGCGAGAAACGACACAGAGAACAGGAUGAUGGAGGGGACAGCAGCGACGAUGAUCGAAGCAGUCACGGGAGCACGCCAAGGCGACGGCGGAAAGACGAGGAUAGGUCUCCCCUUCCGAAGCAGUAUGCUCGCUCGCCUUCCAGGCGAGAAGGACGGGGCUCUCCUACUAGACGGGAGAAGAGAAAUAAUGGGACUCGUGGAAGUGAUGAUGAAAGGGAGAGUAGAAGGUCAAGAUCAAAGUCUGAGUCACCGGUCAAGAUGAAAAUUGUGGACUACUGAAUAGUGACAAGCUGACAAGCGGUAGUUUACUGCAAAUGGAAUGGUCACCGACCAAAGACGUGCUAAUUUGAUUUAAUGUUUGUAAAACUCCCAUAUGUGGAUGUAACAGAGGGCUUUAUAUUAUAACGAAACAAUGUGCAUGUUUUUUUUUAUUUAAAAAAGCUUAUUGUUUAGGUUGGAAAAAGAAUACAUGAAUUUAUGCAAGUUUCCAAAUCUCUGCUUUUUUGCUUGUGUGGGCUUUCUUUGAAUUGUAUGGACAUACAGUGACAAUGUUUUGCGAAUCGGGUUGUUCAGGUUAGAUAGGGUCAGACAUUUGAAAAAAUAUUUUCAUGUGAAAUCAUAAAUGUGAAUAAAAUGCUUGUAACAGUUAUAAAGAAUCAUCAAGGUCAAAUGAUAGCUCUUUAAAUUAAUUGACUUUAGGUUUGGUUUGACAUGGUUUUGUUGAAAUGAUUAUCUGCCAAUUGCUGUUUGGUUUUUGUUCUUAAAAGUAAGUUAAAUAAAUCAAAAUGAACAAAUCAUACAAAAACAAUGCCUUUAAGUUAUAGACAUAAAAAGGUGGCUUUGUUGUAGCCUUCAUGUCAUUGUCUUACAAAAAAAUUAAAAAACAUCACAAAAAUGUUGGCCAAAACUCUAAAAAUAUUAAAGAGUGGUUGCAUGAAACUUUGUACAUUCACAAUGACCAGAAACAUGUAGCAAGUCCAAUAACUUUUAAUCAAAUAGCUGUAGAGUUAUGCCCUUGGUAAACUGAGAAAAACAGACAAGAGAUGGCAUCAGUAUUCAGUGAGCUUGUUAAUGAAGAUUUAAUUGUUAAUGAGGACUAAAAUGUUCAUGCGGAUUUAAUUGUUCAUGAGGACUAAAAUGUCCAUGAGCAUUAAUGGUUCAUGAGGACUUAAUUGUUCAUGGGGACUUAAAUGUUCAUGAGGAUUUAAUUGUUCAUGAGGACUUAAUUGUUCAUGAGAACUUGAAUGUUUAUGAGGACUUAAAUGUUCAUGAGGACUUAUUUGUUCAUGAGGCCUUCAUUUUUCAUGAGGACUUAAUUGUUCAUGAGUAUAUGAAUUGUUUAUUAGCUUUUAAUUGUUUAAUAGUAUUUUAUGAGGAUUUACUUGUUUAAGGGUUGAUUUGGUUUUUCACGCAUAUGAUAUUUCUACAAACAUGAAACAGAUUCAGUAAUUUUUGUAGUAUGUAACGAGCCAAUUGUUCAGAAUUUUGUGAAAGUUAACAUGUUAACUUAAUUGUUGUUACCCUCCAAACUCCUAUUACUGUUAAAGUUUCGUAGGUGCACUUUUAAUACGUACAUGUAGUAACAUUUUACAAACUUGAGAUAACUGUUUCAGCUAUGCUUGUUUCAUUUAAAUAUAUGAGCGCAUGAUAAAAUAUUUCACCCUUGAAAAGUUAAAGAUGCACUUUUACUCGCAGUUAAGAUUUACCACAAUUAAUAAUAUUGUUUUAAUAUUCCAAAAUGAUGAAUAAAUGUCGUAAAGAAAGGUUCUUAUGAAGGAUACCGAGUUUUAUUUGAAAGAAAUGAGCAUACGACAUGGUAUAUCAACCUUAUGAGACUAUAUUAGACUACAGUAAAUCUUUUAGCAUUCACCAAUCAUUUAAUAUGUUAACGCUUUAAAUACACAGUUACAAUCAUGUUAUCAGCAAUUAAUAUUUGUCAUUUAUGCAUUUUUUAGUAAGUUGUUAAAGGUUUAUCAGUCAAAAAUGACGUUUGUUAUACAUGUGUAUGUAUUGAUUUUGAAUAAGAGUGUCACUUUAACUUAGGUGUGGUUAACAAGUUUGUUAACUUCAACAAAAGACAUUAACUUUAAUAAAAGUUCUGAACAAUUGGCAGAAUAUAAUAACCAAAAUAUUUUUCCUAACAAUUGGCCAAAUACUGAAUACUUGUUUCUUCUUUAAAACAUAUUAUUUUUUAUUUCAAUGUCUACAGAAUAUUAUAAUGAUGAAAAAUGGCAGUGUUCAAAGCUUACAUCUAGGUGGUCUAUCGAUAAGUAACAUAAAUAUUGGAAACUGUCGGUUAGUUUGACUGCGGAACAUGUAAAUGAAUUAGUAUUUCAAUUUUGUAAUUACUUGAAUGAAGUGUUUAGGUGUCACACCGAUCAUCAUUUAUUUGAAUGAUGAUUUGGAAUAGACAAAUAGAUUCUUCAUUUUGGCAGUGUUUUAAAAUUCAUGUCAGCGUCUUUAGUAUAGUCAUGAUUUUUGACAUGAAAUAGCAUAUGAAAAUUAAGCUGUUAGUAGGGUAAUGGCUAGAGGGUUAUUUAAGGGUGCUGCACCCUGUCCUAUUUUUGAAGCACCCUUCUGCCCUCAUGAAAACCAGAAUGUGCACCUUCCUGACUUCAAAGAAUUAAAUACUUAAGAUAAUCAAAUAUUUCUAUUGUUUUGAUUAAAAUUUGAAAUAUGAUAAUGAAUUCAAACAAACUUUACAUUUUGGUAAUUGUUGAAACCUAAUAUAACUUUAUAAUUUCUAAUAUUUUCUAUGAAAUACAUAAUGCUUUUAAAAGUUAUUCACUGCCCAGUUCAAUGUGACCUUUUGUCUCCUUUUCUGCAGCACCCUUUUCUUUUUAAAAAAACUCUGGCUAAAACCCUAUUGUUAGGAAUUAUAAAACUGCCUACUUACCCACACCAAAAAUGUGGUUAGAAAAACGCCGAACAAAUUGUUGCCUCAUACUUAUGAAAAUCUAUAGUGUAUGAAAGUGAGUUAUCUAUUCGAAAAAAGUGACAGUAAGUGAAUGAUUAAGGACGUGAACAAAUAUGUUUAGUUUCAAUAUGUUUGUAAUUGAUGUAGGCUGCUUUUGUUUGAUAUACAGAAAGAAUGAAUGAUUUUGACUGAAUUGUACAUUGUGUUAUGGGGUUAUGAGAAAGAUAUUUUGCAUAAAAUGUCAUACAUAUAUUUUCUCGCAUUUAGUUUUUAGCUUUGCAUAUAAUGCAUAGACAUACAUAAUUUGAAGCUUCCCUGGUUUGAAAGUAUUUCUGAACUAAAUUAUAUUUUUUUAAGCUCUUCAGAUUAAAGAUUGAAAAUAAUUGAAAAUGUUGUACAUACAUGAUAAGGAUGAGGAUUAAUGUGACUUCCAAGGGGUUCUCACAAGGGUCACCACGGGUCACACAUGCCAUAUUUCUGGGAGGCUUCCAAGGGGAUUUGGGUCUGAAUUCCAGGGGAUUUUGAUAUUACAACAGGGGAUUUUUUACCAGCGAAAUUUAGCACAAUAUCUACAUUUAUGAUAUUAGAAUAAAUACAGAAAUACACUCCAAUUACAAUAAUUUUUUGACAUAGUCAUCAUGGUCCUUCAUGGAAUUUCACACUCAUAAUAUUAUGGAUGCUUUCCACUGUCAACCUUGAUCUAGUUCUAAAAAAAAAAUUAAAAAAAAUUAAAAAAAAAAUAAAAAAAAUUAAAAAAAAUAUAUAUAUAUAAUUUAUAUAAUUAUAAUAUAUAAUUUGAUUCUAGGGGAUAUGGAUCCCCCAGCGGGGACCGGGGGAUGGGUCGGGAUUCCAGGGAAUUUUUGCCAAUGGCCAAAACCAAUGUAAACAAAUAAGGAAGUGACAUUAUUUUUUUGACAGAAAGAUAUGAAAAUAUUUCUUAGCCUUUAAAAGACUAUGCUAUUUUCUGCUUGUACGCAUGUGAAAUAUUUAAGAUUUAUCUUUCUUUUUUUGUCAAAAAAGUUACUUAAAAAUUUAUGUCACAUGUUUGUUUACAUGGGUUUGUGAUCCCUGGUGACCCAUGUGAGAACCCCUUUAAAGUCAUGUGAUUCCUCACUCUGAUUAUUAUACAUUAUAAUGUAUAUGGACAAUUGUUGCUGCUUUGAUAGUAUUUCUGUACUAAAUUAUUUUUAUAGCUUGUCUGACUUUGAAAAUGAAACUGAAAAUGUUGAUGUAUUGUUACAUGGUGUUCACAUGUAAAACUCUAACAUUGGGCAUAACUAAAAGACUGCUCAGAUAUGAAACAUGUUCAAAUCUUGGCAGUUACAAUAGCCUCAGGCAUAUGUGUAUCAAGGCUUUUAACUCUGGUUAUAAUAUUUGACCAGUUAUGCCCCUCUAUAAGAAAAAAAAGAGGAGUGUAAGCUUUCAAUUAGGGUACUCUUGUUAAGCAUAUGGCUAGGCUGAACUAUUGUUUUAUUGUAAAUACAUUACUAAACCAUGCUAAUGAAAUGUAAUUGUUUUUUACAUGGCUCGGUUUUACUUUUGUUUUAUUGUAAAACCAUUAUUAAACCAUGCUAAUGAAAUGUAAAUAAAAAUUAAAGCAUUA
This is a messenger RNA of Mya arenaria, 6732 nucleotides long. Its product is annotated as CLK4-associating serine/arginine rich protein-like. Lineage: Eukaryota; Metazoa; Mollusca; Bivalvia; Myida; Myidae. The transcript is spliced from 19 exons. Bases 197 to 2491 code for a protein of 764 amino acids. The record is from RefSeq and is a predicted model, not a curated record.